Myotis brandtii (Brandt's bat) is the source of this 2182-nucleotide messenger RNA. RefSeq names its product HIG1 hypoxia inducible domain family, member 1B (gene HIGD1B). Gene Ontology annotation, biological process: mitochondrial respirasome assembly. Lineage: Eukaryota; Metazoa; Chordata; Mammalia; Chiroptera; Vespertilionidae. Gene Ontology annotation, cellular component: mitochondrion. The record is from RefSeq and is a predicted model, not a curated record. The transcript has 4 exons. The coding region runs from base 1448 to 1747 and encodes 99 amino acids.
CAACAUGAGGAACUGUAUUAAAGGGUUGCGGCAUUAGGAAGGUUGAGAACCACUGCUCUAGAGCUUAGUCCCUGUUCUCUAAAGGGCUAGGAGUUGAUCUUGACUCUUGCCAUCUCAUCCAGACAUUUCCGACCACCCUCCCCCACCUCUGGACAGGAUCCUCCUCCUCUUGAGAAUUCAGGCCACUGUUGGGAUCAGGAAAGGCAGCAUGGAAGAGUGUGUGAAUGACUGGGAGGAGAGUUCCCAUGGACGCUGGGGACAUGGGAAGGCCCAGGGGAGUUGCUGUGACCCUGGGUCUCUUCCUAGAGCAGUGAGUGCUGGGGAGAGAGAGACAUCAGCUGCUGGACAAAUUUCCAGUGCAGAAAAGCCCCGUUAGGACAGACACAUUGGGGCCGAGAGUAAUCUAGGGAAGGAACAAAGGCAUGAAGGGGGACUCUCCAGAGUGUAGCCCACAUUUUCUCCAUCUGCGUAGCCAUAAGGUACUUUCCUUUUCCUAAUCAAGGGUGGAUGAUCAAUGAGCAUUCCUAAGCUUCAGUAUCAACCUGGUGAGGUUUUCAGCUUGGCCAGCCACUGGAAAGCAGAGUAACUGUCCAGGGAUGCCCACUGGACAACAAUAGUACACAUUUUGGAGCCAGCCAGACCUGGGUUCAGAUCUCAGCACUGCCAUUUCCUAGCUGUGUUCCUUGGACAAGUCAUUUAGCCUUGGGGAAGCUCAGUUCCCUGGUCUGUCAACAAACUGCUACUUACCAUAUAGUAGAGAGGUUUGAAACGUAAAUACCUAGAACAGAGUAGGCACCAAUGCUGGUAACUGUCAUUUCUGUAACCCCCCAGGCAGUAUAAAGAGCUCUGGAGAUGUGAGGGAAGUCCCAGUUGCUUCAAACUCCUGAACAAAUCUCCUUGGUCCAGAAAGCAUCCUUGAAGAUAUUGAAACCAAGACCCGAGAGCCUGCCUCCCACAAUUGGAGCAUUAAAUUUACAUCUCACAUUGUUCAUAAGAAUAUUUGAGGCCGUAUAACUCAAGGAAGAACCCAGGAGCUCUCCCCAUCCUUGCCUCUCUAUUUCCAUCUCUGUUCUCCAUAUCAAGUCCAUCUCUGAUCCGGCCACUUAUGUCCAUGAGAACUAAAAUAUUUAACCUGGCUAAGGGCCCUUUUCCAUUUGGUCUUUCAUUACUCUCCAGUGCCUGGAGUCCAUCCUGAAACUCAGCAGAUGGGGGGUUAAGACCGAUGCCCUGUCCUAUCUCCUCCCCUCUCCAUUCCUGACUUCAAAGUCUCCAUAAAGCCCGCUGUUGCUUCCCUGACCCCGUAGUGGCAGCUUCAUCAUCGGCUCUUGGCCAGUUCAAAACAGACGCUGAGCCCUGGCCCCGGCUGCUCACAGUCCACGUCCAGGCCACCUCCUGCGGACUGGGCUGAAGCCUAGGAACCCUGCUGCCAACAUCUGGGGGCAGGAUCAUGUCCGCUAACAAAGGCUGGUGGGUGCCACCCGAAGGUGAAGACAGCGUGUCUGAGAAGUUCCUGAGGAAGACCAGGGAGUCUCCACUGGUGCCUAUAGGCUUAGGAGGCUGCCUAGUGGUGGCGGCAUACAGGAUUUACCGGCUGAAGGCUCGUGGUUCCACCAAGAUGUCCAUACACCUGAUUCAUACCCGAGUGGCAGCGCAGGCCUGUGCUGUGGGUGCAAUCAUGCUAGGUGCUGUGUACACAAUGUACAGAGACUAUAUCAAGAGAGCAACGCAGGAUGUGGGGGAGAAGUAGGUUUCUACAGCCAAGGGCAGUCAGACCCUCUCACAGCAAUCCCUGGUAUGUUCCUAAUAAAGGAAUUUUGCAGAAAACUGACAGUCUCUUCUUCACCUGGGAUAGAAGAUGAAGGGAUUGGCAGUGGCUGGUGGGGGAGCUUAGAGCAAAGGGUUGGAGAUCAGAGUUGUGGCUCUGAACUUCAGGGCAACAGAAACUCUCAGCGGGGCAGAAAGAGAGGUGCAGUAGACCUCCGAUCCCAGAAACCCAACAAUUCCCAAGCCAACUCAGGCCCACCUGGAAGAGCAUGGUAGACAGGACGCCAGGAAUGGAGUGGGGGCAUUAGUAGCCUCCAUGCUCAUGGGAACACUGGAUUAAAAGGCUGCUUCCCUGCCUUGACCGGUUUGGCUCAAUGGAUAGAGCGUUGGGCCGUGGACUGAAAGGUCCCGGGUUCGA